Messenger RNA from Lasiosphaeria miniovina, 1704 nucleotides. Its product is annotated as major facilitator superfamily transporter. Gene Ontology annotation, cellular component: plasma membrane. The record is from RefSeq and is a predicted model, not a curated record. The coding region runs from base 1 to 1704 and encodes 567 amino acids. The transcript has 7 exons. Gene Ontology annotation, molecular function: transmembrane transporter activity. NCBI's taxonomy places the organism in Eukaryota, Fungi, Ascomycota, Sordariomycetes, Sordariales, Lasiosphaeriaceae. Gene Ontology annotation, biological process: transmembrane transport.
AUGACAGAAAACACGCUCCAGAAUCCCGAGCCCGACGAGAAGCGCGAUGCCGCAAUUGCAAAUUCUGCCGACGGCCAGAAUGGCGCCAGGAUACCAGAGCCCGCGGCCAGUGACGGCGCCGACCAGGAAAAGCAAAGGGUCUACCUCACAGGGUGGCGGCUGCACACUCUAACAGCCGGGCUCUGUCUGUCGCUCCUGCUGUCCACGCUCGAGACGACAAUCGUCAGCACAUCGCUCGUGUCCAUCGUCAACGCGCUCGACGGCUUCAGCCAGAGCGGCUGGGUCGUCACGGCGUACUUCCUCACCUACACCGGCUUCCUCGUCGUCUACGCCAAGCUGAGCGACAUUGUCGGCUGCAAGCUGCUGAUCAUGUUUGCCGUGGCCGUGUUCACCGUCUUCUCCAUCGCGUGCGGCCUGUCGUCGUCGAUGCUGCUGUUGAUCGUGUUCCGCGCGUUCCAGGGCGUCGGCGCCUCGGGCAUCUACUCGCUGGUCACCGUCAUGACGCCGCUGCUCGUGCCGCCCGCCAAGCUCGCCAUCUACAUCGCCGUUGUCUCGUCCGUCUUCGCCAUGUCCAGCGUGUUAGGCCCGCUGCUCGGCGGCGCCAUCACCGACCACACAACGUGGAAAUGGGUCUUUUUCCUCAACGGCCCCGCUGGUGCCGUCGCCAUCAUCCUGCUGGCCGUCUCGGCGCCGCUGAGCUUCCCGUACCGGCGCCGGCCGGGCGGGUUCUUGGACGCGCUGGUGGCGGAGCGCGCGUGGCGGCGCGUCGACGCGCUGGGCGCCGUCGCGUCGCUCGCCGCGUCCAUCCUCGUCGUCUUCGCCCUGCAGCAGGCCGGCGUCGCGUACCCGUGGCGCAGCGCGCCCGUCGUCGCUUGCUUCGUGCUCGCCGGCCUGCUGUGGGCCGGCUUCGUGGCGUGGGAGCGCAGGCUGUCGCUGCGCGUCGGCGGCGUCUGCGAGCCCAUGUUCCCGUGGCGGCUAGCGCGGAACAGAAACGCAUUCCUCACGGGCUUCCCCUUCAUGGCCGCCAUCAUCAACAUCCCACAGCGCCUGCAGACCGUCAACGGCACCACGGCGAUCGAGGCCGGCCUGCGCAUGCUGCCGCUGCUGCUGUGCUCGCCCUUCUCGACCGCCCUAGCGGGCGUGGCCGUCUCCAAGCUCCGGCUGCCGCCCCUGUACGUGCUAGUCGUAGGCGGCGUCCUCCAGACUGUGGGCGUCGGGCUUUUCAGCUCGCUUGACCAGCACGGCCCCGACAUUCAGCCGGCGCAGUACGGAUACCAGAUCAUCAUGGGGUUCGGCUUCGGCUUCAACCUCAGCACCAUCCUCAUGAUGGCGCCCAUGGUGGUGCAGCUGAAGGACAUGGCCGUCGUGAUGGGCUGGCUGACACAGAUCCGCGUGCUGGGCGGCACCAUCGGGCUGGCCGUGUGCUCAGCGCUGCUCAACAACCACAUCACAUCGGAGACAUCCGCAUUCCUAAGCGCCGACCAGACGGGCGCGCUGCUGCAGUCGUUCCAGAACAUCCACGCGCUGGCGCCGGACGUGCAGGACCGCGUGCGCGCCGUCUACGAGACCGGCUACAGCGGCCAGAUGCGUGCCAUGCUGUAUUUCUGCGCCGCCGCGCUGCUGUCGCUCGCGCUGCUGGCCGAGCGCCGGCCGCGCCGCCUGCAGACGGCCGACGACGGCGAGUUUGUGCCGCCGGAGGGAUAA